Gongylonema pulchrum is the source of this 930-nucleotide messenger RNA. Lineage: Eukaryota; Metazoa; Nematoda; Chromadorea; Rhabditida; Gongylonematidae. The record is from the annotation of a GenBank genome assembly.
AUGAAGUGUUAUUUUUUCCGCAAUCCAGAAAGAAUCGAGGAAAAACACGAAGGGAUACUGCAGGUUUAUAUUUACGUGGCAGUAUCGCUUUAUAAUUUUUACUUGUUAGAUCGAUUCAAGCCGAACACAACCGUUGAUCCAGCAAAUGUAGCAGCUCUUCCGAAGGAGGAUUUGUUUCAUCCUGUGCGUUGUAACAUUUGCUCGACGAGUGUUGGAGUUUAUGAUUGUGAUGAAGUUUUUCAUUUCUUUAACACAGUGACACAGAAGGAAAAGGAGGAAAUUGCUGGUCCAGGAGGUGGUAACGGUUGCAGAUACUAUAAACCGCAUGUGAAUAGGGCUCUCAGUUAUCCCGUCCCUUGGGCAAUGGGAACUCGAGAACAGCCGCAUUUUCAAGAAGCGAACGAGCGCAUGCUGGAGCCGAUGAUUCGGCUACCGCUUGUGGAUAUGCUCCGAAGACUCAGCUCAAAACAAGGCGAGCAGAUAUGCAAACAUCACCCAUGUUCGCGUCACCAACAAACAUGUGAAGUUUGUUGUAAUUCCACAACUAAAGCAUCCGAAAUACUGGAUUUUUUGAGCGUAAUGAUGGUUGUUUUUGUUGGGAAUCAUUCCAAUAAUUUUGACAUCCGUGGUGAUCAAUACACAAUUUGUGGCUUUUUCGAAUCGCAAUACUGGCAUUGCUUGGAAGCAUUUGGUCAGAAGCUUGGACGAAAAUACUGCGAUUUGGAACGCCGCGAUUUUAAUGAAUGUAUCACCAAUUAUAAACAGGUCUUUUUAUUUGCAUUUUUUAUAGAAAUUUUCUCACAGAUACCCACCCUAACGCUUCCUCACCGUUUAUACUUUCCCCUAACUUUUGCAUCCUCUUGUGCUUGUCGUUUUGAUUUCGUGGCUGGUGUGAUUUCGACCACAGGGAGUCAUGGUUUAAAGACUUAA